UUCAUUCUUUUCCUCCGCUGGGAAAUUGAAAUUAAAAUGCUGCUUGGGAAACUGAAACCUAAAAAUAAGAUAUAAAGGACUGGGUCAAUAUUUAAUAGCUGGAAUGUGUGGACUUUUUUUUAAGCCAGUGUACAAGGAGCAGCUCAGGAAGGUUUCGGCAAGUCCUUUAAGUGAAUGAAGCGUACUAGCUUCAUUUAUUAAGAAUAACCUUAUUUUGUUUCCUCUGUUGGUUUACAAGGUACCAGGUGCAUUCACAGCAACGAUGGGACUGCUAACUGGGGUUGCCAUUGGGCUUGGAACUGCCUUCAUCGGUGGUCCAUUGGCACUGAGUGCCGUGGGGUUCACGGCCACUGACAUUGCUGCUGGGUCACUGGCAGCGAAGAUUAUGUCAGCCGCAGCCAUAGCCAACGGUGGUGGUGUGGCCGCUGGAAGCCUUGUUGCCCUUGCGCAAGCAGCUGGGAUGGCAGGCCUUUCUGUCGCUACCAAAGCUGCGAUAACAGCCAUUGGUACAGUGGUGGGGCUCCUGCUGUAAGAAAUGUCUGGAAAGUUCACGCUAUCUUUAAGAAGACUAGCAUUUAAAUACAUAUUUGUGAACUAAUAAGCUUAAUUGCUACUAACCAAUAAUUGAUUUAUGUCAAUCAUACUCUGAAUAAAAUAAUUUCACAA
This is a messenger RNA of Notechis scutatus (mainland tiger snake), 666 nucleotides long. NCBI's taxonomy places the organism in Eukaryota, Metazoa, Chordata, Lepidosauria, Squamata, Elapidae. The record is from RefSeq and is a predicted model, not a curated record.